CAAACACUCAGAGAACAGAGGACUUCAUCAAGAAUCAUCUAUAUUCACUCCACUCUACAUCAACAUGAAGAGAGCUCUUAUACUCUUUCUGUUCCCCUUGUUUGCAAUCAGACGCACCUGUCCUUGAUCCACACAUUUCCCAAGAUAUGUCACAACAGCUUUACCGAACUCACAUUCAGCAAGAUUCAAGGUGUUUUUGUUGAGUCAGUGUCACUGAUGAAGGGAGAUUCUGUAACUGAUGUCACUGAAAUACUGCGAGAUGAAGAGAUUGAGUGGAGGUUUAAUGACACUCGCAUAGCUCGAGUGAUUGAGAACAAUGUCACGUAUGAUAAUGUGCAGUUCAAGGACAGACUGCAGCUGGACAAUCAGACUGGAGAUCUCAAGAUCAAAAACAUCAGCACCACAGACUCUGGACUUUAUAAGUUUGUGAUCUCCAGCCCCAGAAGGACCUCAGAGAAGACAUUCAGUGUCAUAUGUUUGAGAGAUUCAGGAGUGAAGUCACUGUCAGUGCUGGAGGGAGAUUCAGUCACUCUGCUCUCUGGUGUUCCUGAGAUACAGAGAGAUGAUGUGAUAGGAUGGAGAUUUGAACAGCAGGAAUCUCCUUUAGCUGAAAUCAAUAGAACAGCUGAAAUCUUCAACACAUAUGACAAUGUUCUUGAUGGGAGAUUCAGAGACCGACUGAAGCUGGAUCAUCAGACUGGAUCUCUGACCAUCACAAACACUAGAACCACAGACUCUGGACUUUAUCAACUAGAGAUCAGCAGCAGCAAACACACCAUACACAAGACCUUCACUGUGACUGUCAGUGGUGAAAUAAAGACAGUACUAGUUAUAGAGGGAGUUUCUGUCACUCUACACACUGACACUGAGAAAGUGGAUGAAGAAAGAGUGUUUGGAGACAUAGCUAACAUCUCUGAAGGACGUUUUUCUGCAUAUGGUGGUCCUGAUGGAAAAUUUAGAGACAUACUGAAUAAUGUCACAGCUAGGCCGAUCACAAAUGAUACAGGUCUGUCUCGCAACUGGAUAAUAGGAAUAUGUGCUGCUGUUGUUAUUAUUUUAGUGGUGCUUGCAGCUAUUUCUAUGAUUUGUGGUUGGUGCAAACUGUUGCUGUGCUGGUGGUAAGACAACAAAAAGCAGGGCUACAGACUAGCAUUUGAGAGCAGUGGCACCAGUGCCAUUAAGGUCUACCGAUGGGGUGUCAUUACUAAUGUUUUGCAUUGAUGUGUGCCAUUACUAGUAAUGUGUAUUUCUUGGUAAUGCAACAUUUGUCAGUAAAGCAUU
Molecule: messenger RNA, 1281 nt
Organism: Carassius gibelio (silver crucian carp)
Lineage: Eukaryota; Metazoa; Chordata; Actinopteri; Cypriniformes; Cyprinidae
Exons: 6
Coding region: 217-1122 (301 amino acids)
Source: RefSeq, a predicted model, not a curated record